Orbicella faveolata is the source of this 4598-nucleotide messenger RNA. RefSeq names its product dedicator of cytokinesis protein 7-like. Gene Ontology annotation, biological process: positive regulation of GTPase activity; small GTPase-mediated signal transduction. Gene Ontology annotation, molecular function: guanyl-nucleotide exchange factor activity. The record is from RefSeq and is a predicted model, not a curated record. Lineage: Eukaryota; Metazoa; Cnidaria; Anthozoa; Scleractinia; Merulinidae.
UGGGAGAUAAAAAUCGGCUGAUUUUCUUUUUUAGCCGGAAAUCAUCGGUCGUUUCUUAGAUGCAGGGCCUCUUAACAUUGAAGUACUGUAUCACCGAAAACUGGUCAGCAAAUGUUCAAAAAAAUGGGUGGAGGAUGGGAGCAGAUCAAACAAGCCAAAGCGAGUGCAACAAUCAGCAUUUUGUGAUACUUUUAGUGAUGUUGUUUUCACAGUGGAUCCGUGCUGUAAAAGAUGGCCGGCUUUCUCUGGGUGAAUUUCAUCUUCCAGUAUCUUUGGAGAAGCCACCACCAAGUUACAGUGUGCUUUCACCAGAGGUGCAACUUCCUGGUAUGAAGUGGUUAGAGAGUCACAAGGGUGUUUUCCAUGUUGCUGUGAGGGCUGUAUCUUCCAUUUACACUCAGGAUAUACACAUUCACAAAUUUUUAAAGGUUUGCCACCAAAUAGAGGGACGUGUGAUGUCACCAACCCGCAGCUCUGAAGGAAAUCUAGAGUCUGUGUUACGUAAAAGCAUCCUUGACCUGUCCAAGACACAAGAGGAACCUCUUGUUAGGUUUCUGUAUCUAGUUCUGGACAAGCUUAUUUUGCUUCUUGUCAGGCCACCUGUUAUAUCAGGGACUGUAGGUAAUAUUGGGCAGGCUGCAUUUGAGUCCUUGACAAAGAUUGUACAUCGCCUUCAUCAACUGCUAGAAAACAGCCAGGAUGAGCAUGGUCGCAAUCAAUUGCUGGCAUCAUAUAUAACUUAUGUGUUUUCUGCUCCUUAUAACCACUCACCAGCAGGUUCCCCAGACCAUUUUUCAGGAGAAACAGGACGUUCUGCAAGUAUUCCAGUUGGUUUACAAAGUAAAGCUCGGCAGAAAAUAUCAAGCAGUAAUCCUCAACUAAAUGCAACCUUAACUGAUGAUCAGCAAGGUUCAUUUUCAUCUGGAAAGUGGGUUGAUGAUGAUGAAGAGCCAAGGAUGUCUGAUGCUAUGAACAUGCCUGGUAAUAGAAACAGCAUGGCAGAGACACGCCCUAGCUCCCUGAGUGUCCCUGGUCUAGUGUCUAGUGCCAGUGGCAGUAGAAAGUUGGUGCAUGAAGAGUUAGCAUUACAGUGGGCAGUUGCAAGUGGACCCUUGAAGGAAACAGCAAUGGCACAUGCUUGGUUCUUUUUUGAACUCAUGUUUAAAAGCAUGUCGCAACACCUUGAAAACACAGACAGGUUUUUUUGGACAAGGAAAAGUCGAUUUCCUGAACAAUUCUUGGGGGAUAUACGAGCCAUGUUUAAUUCUACAGUUUAUGAAAUCACUGCUACACUUGAGGAUUUUGUUCUCUGUCGGAGGCUAAACUCCAGUCUUGCCUUUUUCUUGUAUGAUCUUUUGUCGCUGAUUGACAGAGGCUUUGUUUUUGAGCUGAUCAGGCACUACUUUAAAGAGAUGCAUUAUCAAGCUACAUGUACCAUUGAUCCUGGAGUAUCACAACUCAGACUUGAGUUCCUGAGGAUUGUUUGUAGCCACGAGCACUAUGUAACCCUCAAUCUGCCAUUCCCUUGUCCUCUGUACCCUACACCACCCUCGUCACCUACACCCUCCCUGUCGUCAAUUGGUUCAACAAUGUCAACCUACACUAUUACUAUAGGCAACAGUAUGGCAGAACUUUCUACUGCUUUCAGACAGCAGCAUUUUCUGGCCGGCUUGGUCCUUUCUGAGCUGGCUUUGUCAUUGGAAGGAGGGGACAUGACACGUAUAUGCCAAGCUGUAGACACCACAAGGGACCUCAUUGCGUGCCACGACUCAGACACUCGCUAUGACGAGAUUUCCUGUCGCUCUGCUGUAGCUGCAUUAUAUCUUCCAAUAAUUGGGUUGGUUAUAGGAGCCCUACAACAGCUGCAUGGUUAUGGCAGUGAAGACAACUCCAGCUUCACUCCAGAUGUUGCCAUGGCCAUAGCAACAUCUAGUAUAACAACCUUAAUGGGGUCCGACGAAAGCAAGGGUGAACUUGCAUCACAGAAAAGCAAACCACAGCAGUUAAGUUUAGAAGCAACUAGAAACCUGCUGGUGUGUCUUCUGUGGGUGUUAAAGAACAUGGACAGUGAAGUAUUGAAGGAUUGGUGGGCGGAUCAGCCACCUGCCAGACUAGGCUUGCUGCUGGACGUUCUUCGCUUAUGUAUCACCCUGUUCGAUUAUGGUGGCAAGGUGCAAAAGUCAUCACAAUUUCCUGCAGCACCAGGACCAAAAGCCCAACAGGACGCAAAGGCCAAGCUUGAAGAGUUCUUACUUGGAAAUAAGGGUGCUGCAAGGGAAAUGAUGCAACGCCAUAGCAGAGUGAUGUUAGAAAAGGGUCAGUCACCGACCACAGAAUCACGAUUAAGGUGGCGUAAAGAUCAAACACAGUGGAGACAGGCCACCGAGCAACAAAACAGACUUCGUCCUGAAGUAGAGGUGAAUGCACAAGUUGAAGGGGCCCUUGCAGCGGAAGUUAAUUCCAUUGUUCUUGAUACACUAGAGCACUUAGUACAGACGGUGGCUACCUCGGAGUCCCUGCGGGUGGUUUUAAGUGGAAUACUUCGGGUGUUGCUUCAUUCCCUUAACUGCAAUCAGAGUGAAAGAGUUCUGCAAAACAUAUUUGCAACACAAAGAUCAAUUGUUUAUAAGUUCCCUGAACUGUUGUUUGAAGAUGACACAGAGCUUUGUGCUGACCUUUGUUCCAGACUUCUUAACCACUGCAGCUCGGCUCUCAGUAGUAUUCGAGCCCAGGCCAGUGCAUCUCUUUAUCUCCUCAUGAGACAGAACUUUGAGAUAGGAAACAAUUUCGCACGGGUCAAGAUGCAAGUUACAAUGUCACUUUCCAGCCUUGUUGGUACUUCACAAACUUUUAAUGAAGAUCAGCUUCGUCGGUCGCUGAAAACAAUUAUAACGUAUGCGGAAUCGGAUCAAGAGCUGAGGACAAGCACUUUCCCAGAUCAGGUCAGAGAACUGGUGUUCAAUCUGCAUAUGAUUCUAUCAGAUACGGUCAAGAUGAAGGAAUAUCAAGAGGAUCCAGAAAUGUUGAUUGAUCUUAUGUACAGAAUUGCCAAAGGUUAUCAAAACUCGCCUGAUUUACGACUGACAUGGCUGUACAACAUGGCCUCCAAACACGGCGAGGCGAAAGUUGAGGCUGCCAUGUGUCUGGUCCAUACAGCAGGCCUUGUAUCCGAAUACCUGAGUAUGCUGGAAGACAAGCCGUAUCUUCCCAUAGGAUGUGUCGCAUUUGAGAAGAUAUCACCAAAUGUUCUCGAGGAGAGUGCUAUUUCAGAUGACGUCGUCUCGCCUGAUGAAGAGGGUAUCUGCACUGGAAAGUACUUCUGUGAAAAUGGAUUGGUGUUGCUCCUCGAGAAAGCUGCCAGCACAUUUUUUCGUUCUCAUCUCUAUGAAUGCGUAAAUGAAGUGUAUAAAUUGCUUAUCCCUAUACUGGAGGCCAGACGUGACUACAAGAAAUUAACUCAUGUUCAUCAAAAACUUUCAGAAGCUUUCAGCAAAAUCAUACAAACGGAAGGAAAGCGUAUGUUAGGGACGUAUUUUAGGGUGGGCUUUUAUGGAUCUAAAUUUGGAGAUCUUGAUGGAGAGGAGUACAUUUACAAGGAACCCGCCAUAACAAAGCUGCCAGAAGUGUCGCAUCGUUUGCAGGCAUUUUAUGGCGAAAAGUUUGGACCAGAUGUUGUUGAAGUGAUUAAAGAUUCGAAUGCUGUUGAACAAGACAAGCUGGAUCCAGAGAAAGCGUACAUUCAACUCACAUUUGUGGACCCUUACUUUGAUGAGUAUGAGCUGAAAGACCGGAAAACAUACUUUGACAAGAAUUUCAACUUAAGGAGGUUUAUGUAUGAAACACCAUUUACACCGAGCGGCAAAGCACAUGGCGAGUUAGUCACUCAGUACAAGAGGAAGACAAUUUUGACGGCCGCUAAUUCGUUUCCUUAUGUCAAGACCCGUGUCAAUGUCGUGCAUCGAGAACAGAUUGUGUUAAGCCCUAUUGAAGUUGCCAUUGAAGAUAUGGAAUUGAGAACAAAAGAACUUCUGAGCGCCAUACAACAAGAGCCACCCAACCCGAAGAUGCUUCAAAUGGUUUUACAGGGUUCUAUUGGCACUACUGUUAAUCAGGGUCCAUUGGAGAUUGCUUUGGUGUUCUUGUGUCACGGCCAGGAAUCGGACGAAGAAGGAGAGAGUCAGAUGAUAACUAGACACCAUCACAGACUCAGACUCUGUUUCAAAGAAUUUAUCAAGAGAUGUGGAGACGCCUUACAAAGGAACAAACAUCUAAUCACAGCUGACCAACGUGCUUAUCAGAAAGAACUGGAAAGGAAUUAUACCAAACUCACUGAGCAGCUCGAACCUCUCCUCAAAAACAAGUUUGGCACUUUACGAGGAUCCACCAGACAAAAGGAAGGAUCGGCUUUGUUGAGGAAAAUUUCUAUGAGUUUCAAUACAGGACACAGCGUAGCUUAAUAAAACGCAUAUACUUAGAGUCUAUUCAUUUGCCAGGCAGUUUUAAAUUUCUGAAUGCAAGAAAUUCAUGAGGUGCCUAGUCACAGAGGACCAGGUUGCAGCGACAAAAUCACUUGCCAUUGACACAAGUAGACGGUGUAA